AUGCUCCACCAGGUGGAGAAGCUUGGCGACGAUCUGCAGGUUGCAGUGUCGUGGAUGUUCCUUCCCGAGACGAUAUACGACGAGGAGGUCUGCAAGGAGGCCCCAUUGGAAGAGGAUUUGCCACUUGCUGUGAUGGACACUUUGUACAUGUACACCGGUAAGGGCAUCAUCCCCCAGGGGUACGCGGACCCCCGCAUGUUCGUCGACGGGCUGGCAAGAAGGAUGAAGGAGCGCAAGGUAGAGUACCUCACGUUGGACGCUUUCACGAGCGAAGUGUCCCGAGGAGGCGCCAUUCUAGCCACGGUCAAAGACCGCAAGAAAAAAAUUAAGAAGAUAUUCAAGCUGUUGACUUCCUACGCCAGCAACCCCGACAGGGGCCUCAGAUCCGAGGAGCUCCACAAAAUCCCCCUCCGCCUGUGGUGCAAGCCCGCGGCGGAGGGCGACGACGAGGGCCCCCUGCCGUGCGACGUGGGCCAGGAGUACGAGUUCUGCGACGACGCGGAGUUCAAAAAAAUGGACGACUAUGUCAGGCAGCAGCUGUCCAAGACUGCCGCCGCAUCCCGUAACCCCCCGACGCCCGAGGCGCCGCAGCCCACGCACCGGCGGGUGUACCCGUCGGGCAGGAGCUCCGCGCUGGCGGAGGCGGCCGCGGCCAGGCAGCGCGCCUCGCAGUCCAGGCAGCGGCCACGGCCGGACGAGCUGUAG
This is a messenger RNA of Prorocentrum cordatum, 705 nucleotides long. Lineage: Eukaryota; Dinophyceae; Prorocentrales; Prorocentraceae. The record is from the annotation of a GenBank genome assembly.